Messenger RNA from Ichthyophthirius multifiliis, 2462 nucleotides. RefSeq names its product leishmanolysin family protein, putative. Gene Ontology annotation, cellular component: membrane; cytoplasm. Gene Ontology annotation, molecular function: metalloendopeptidase activity. The record is from RefSeq and is a predicted model, not a curated record. The transcript has 4 exons. Lineage: Eukaryota; Ciliophora; Oligohymenophorea; Hymenostomatida. The annotation marks the transcript as partial. Gene Ontology annotation, biological process: proteolysis; cell adhesion.
AUUACGAAAAAAUGGAAAAUUCAAACCAUGAAUAACGCAUUCUUUAAAUAGGUAGCGAUGCAAAGCCUAUAAGAAUAACUAUAGAUUAUUCUACGAUAGAUAACUUAAAUUUGGGAAUAACGCAAUAAUAAAAAGACUACUUAAUAAGUAUUAUGGAAACAUCAAAGCUUUUUUUCUAGAGACUUUUGAAAGUAUAUCCAUUUACAGGUAAUAACAUUUUUCCUAAACCUUAGCAAAAAUUAUGUUUUGAUGUAGAAAUUCCUUAAAAAGAUAAAACAGUAGGAGUAGCUAAUUCCGAUUUACACUUGUAUGUUAUAUAUUCUAAUGAAAAAAAUGGAUAGUAUGCAAGUGCCAUUUAUUGUGCAAUGGCUAACUAAGGAAUAUCUAGACCAAUUUUCGGAAGAGUGAAAUUCAACUUAUAUUAUAUGUAAAAAUUUUAAGAAGAUGCCUAAAAUUUUGAAAAUUAUUUAGAAAUAACAAUUCACGAAAUUUUACAUAUAAUUGGUUUUUCAGGAAAUGCAAUAUAAAGUUGGAUAGAUCCUAAAACUAAAAAACCUUAUGAAAAAAGUUAAUUAAAAAAUAUACAAAUAAAAAAAACAUACAGAUAAUAAGAAACAAUUCUUUUAGCAACAGAAAAUGUAGUUAAAGUAACAAGAAAAUAUUUUAAUUGUCCUACUGCUGAAGGAAUGUAAAUAGAAAAUUAAGGCAAUCCUGGUUCAAUCGGUGCUCAUUGGGAAAGAUCUAUUAUCUAUAAUGAAAUGAUGACUGGAGGUGUUGUAACUGUUGAUAGGGUUUUAUCAAUAUUUACUAUUGCUGUUUUGAAAGACACUGGUUUUUAUCCUGAAGUAAAUGAGAAUAUGUCUGAUGAUAUAUUUUGGGGAAAAGGUAAAGGUUGCGAUUUUUUAGAAUACGUUUGUUAAAGUCAAACUCAAUAUCCUGAAUUUGCUAAAAAAACUAAGGAUUUUUAAUGUUCAUUUGAAUUCGAAGGAUAUGGUCAUGCUAAAUCUGACUAAUACCUUGACGGAUGUACUAUUAUAUAUCCUUCUUUUGAUUAAUUAUGUUCAAAUCCUAAUAGUAUAAAUGAUAAAUUUAAAAAAAUUUAAGAAUCGGAAAAAUUAUCUAAUUAUUCAACUAAUAGUAAAUGCUUUUAGUCUACAGCUUCAAUAGCCUCAUCUGUAAUUAAUAAUGAAACUAACUUAAGAUGCCACUAAUUUAAAUGCUCCUCUGAUGCAUCCUAAAUAACUAUUAUUUUUCCCGAUAUUUAACAUGAAGUUUUAUGUGAAAUAGAAGAAUAAGGGCAAAAAAAGGAUAUUGAUGAAAGUGGCAUAAAAGCUAAAGGAUAAAUCACAUGUCCUUAAGAUUAUAUUAGAUUCUGCAAUUAUACCCCUAUAUGUGCGAAUUUCUGUUCAGAAAAAGGAUUCUGUGUAAGAGGUUAAUGUUUCUGUCAAUCUGGAUAUGGAGGAGUAGAUUGUUCUAUAUAAUGCUCUGGUGCAGUCCAUAAUCAAACUUGUUUAGGAAAUUUAUCAUGUCCUUCAGAUUUAUUCUUGAACCCAGAUAAUACUUGCAAAUCAGAUUGUCCUUAAGGUUUUUUCGGAAUGGCAGGAUAAUGUGAACCAUGUAAUAGUAAUUGCUCUAGAUGUACAGGACCAUCAGCUAAUGAGUGUACUAAGUGUUUCUUUUUGACAUUAUUGUAAGAAAAUUAGUGUGUUGAAAAAUGUAAUGAGAAAUUCGGAUAUUAACCUAAUUUUGAUUUAGGUAAAUGUGAAUCUGAGAUGUCCAGAACAUGUAAAGGAAAUUGUGAAACUUGUGAAAAAUAAAAUUCUCCUUUGUGCUAUACUUGCAAAACAGGUUUUUUCUUUUAUUAAGGUGAUAAGUCGUGUUUAAGUAAAUGUCCAUUAGGAUUUAUCGAGUAAUAAAAGGCUUAAGAAUGCUAAGAACUCUCUGUUGGUUGUCUUUAAUAAAUUGAUUUUAAUACAUGUAUUUUAUGUGAUUCUGCUAAAGGAUAUAUAUUAGAUACAGAAAAGAAAUGUACUUUGUGUAAAUAAAAUUGCAUAUCAUGUAAUCCUAAUGAUGCAACAGAGUGUUUAGUUUGCGAGGGAAUUAAAUUAAAGAAUUAUGAUGGUAGUUGUGUAGAUGCUUGUUUUAAUAAUACUUUUUAUUCUGAUAAUAGUGAAAAAUGCGAAAAAUGUUAUUAUGUUGAUUUUCAAACUAAAGCUUGUACUUAAUGUUCUUCUAAAUAUACUAAUUGUCAAUCUUGUGAUGAUUUCUCAUGUAAAAGAUGUAAUCAUGGAUACUAAUUGGAUAUAACUUAAACAUAUUGUGAAUAAACCACUUUAGGCAAAUGCUCUUAUGGAUGUGAAUCAUGUUCUUAAUAAGGAGAAUGCAUUUAUUGUUAUGAAGGAUAUUAUAUAAGAUUAAUCGCUUUUAUUUUUGGAAACGUGAUAUUAGAAUUGUUAUUGUGA